GUGCCCCGUAUUGGCGUGUGCGUGUGGUUAACCAGGGAACUAAACCGGUUCGUUUUCGGUUUGGUCCAGGAUUGAAUUGUCCCAGGUUGAGGUUUGUGCAGCCUGGUUCCAGAGCACCUCCAGCAGAACUUCAGAGCCCUGGUGCAUCAUUUUUAUGUGGAAGUAAUCGUAGCUUUGCAUUGUAGUUCAUUGUAGUCUUAAGCUGACUAGGGGAAGUUUAGGUUGGACAUUAGGAUGAAUUUUUUCAUAGACAGGGUGAUGAGAUGUUGGAAUGGGCUGACCAGAGAGGUACCAGGCGGGGUCACUGUCCUCGGAGCUGUUUAAGAAAAGACUGGACAUGGCACUCAGGGCCAAGGUCUGUUGACAUGGUGGUGGUUGGGUCAUAGGUGACUCCAUCUCACAUGUCUUUUCCAGCCUAGUUGAUUCUGUAAUUCAGAGUGAAGAUUUUUGUUCAUUCAUACACUAUGAAGUUGUUCCUGGAUCUAACUCCUUCAUCUCUGUUUUUUCCCCAAUCUUUUUCAAGCAGUCAACUUUCUCUAUUUCACUAUGAUGUCUUUAACAUUGUUUGUACUGAAAACACGAUAAAUAAACCUAACUUCUAAAUACUUAAGAAGUGAUUUCCUCUGGAUUUUGGAACAAAAUUGUGAGUUUAUAUGGAAGAAAUGCUGCGACUGUUCUCAAACUCUAUUACAGACUGAUUUCAAUUGUUGCAUCAUAUUUUGUUGAGUAACAGAAGUUCUACUCCUUAUUGAUCAAUGUGACAGUGUUCAGUAGUUUACGAGAUGAGCCAAACUCGUGGGAAGUAUGACUUCUGUAUUGGUCUGGUGUUGGCUAUGAGUUCCAGCAUUUUCAUUGGAGGAAGUUUCAUCCUGAAAAAGAAAGGUCUCCUCCGGUUAGCCAGGAAAGGCUCCAUGAGAGCAGGUCAAGGUGGUCAUGCAUACCUUAAGGAAUGGCUGUGGUGGGCUGGACUUCUUUCAAUGGGAGCUGGAGAAGUAGCGAACUUUGCUGCCUAUGCUUUUGCACCAGCUACGUUAGUGACUCCUCUAGGAGCUCUCAGUGUUCUUGUAAGUGCCAUUCUGUCAUCCUUCUUUUUAAAUGAAAAACUUAAUUUACAUGGAAAAAUAGGAUGUUUGUUAAGUAUACUGGGAUCAACUGUGAUGGUAAUUCAUGCUCCACAAGAGGAAGAAGUAGAAACUUUGGAUGAAAUGUCUCACAAACUAGGUGAUCCAGGUUUUGUGGUCUUCGCAACGCUGGUUGUCAUUGUGUCUUUAAUCCUAAUAUGUGUGGUGGGACCUCGCCAUGGACAGACCAACAUUCUCGUGUACAUAACAAUUUGCUCUGUAAUUGGAGCCUUAUCAGUCUCCUGUGUCAAAGGUCUGGGCAUCGCUAUAAAGGAACUUUUUGCAGGAAAACCAGUGCUGAAACAUCCCUUGUCUUGGAUUCUGCUGCUAAGCCUUACUGUCUGUGUGAGCACGCAGAUCAACUAUUUAAACAGGGCUCUGGAUAUAUUCAACACUUCAAUAGUGACUCCAAUAUAUUAUGUAAUCUUUACAACAUCUGUUUUAACUUGUUCUGCCAUCCUUUUCAAGGAAUGGCAACACAUGGCGGCCGAUGACAUUAUCGGCACCUUCAGCGGCUUCCUGACUAUUAUUGUGGGGAUCUUUUUAUUGCAUGCCUUCAAAGAUGUUAACUUCACCCUAGCAAACCUGCCCCUCUCUCUGCGGAAGGAUGAUAGAGCAGCAAAUGGCACUCUGCUGAGCACAUAUGACAGCUUUAAUGAUGAUGAAGAAAGUUCUGCCUGCCUAGGUGAAAUGCAAUCCAGUGAGAGUCUCUCAGCCAGGAGAAAUGGGAGCCUGUCAGCUUUCUGAAAAUAUCUACGUGUUACUUAAGAAAAGAACAAUUCUGUAACCCUGGAAUUUUUUUUUUUCUGCUGUGAAAUGUCUGAGCUUGUCUGGAAAUUCAUGUACUUUUUAACAGUAUGUGUAGACAAUCGUUGAUUUUUGAGUUCAAUUAGUUUGGAUAAAGAACACUGAAAUGUUUUUUAUUUGCCUUAUUUUUACUUUAAAAAGUACUAAAAUGACCUCAGACCACAAAUGGUUUUGUUGCUUAAGUUAUGUGUAAAUACUUUCAUUUCAUUCUUCUGUUUUUAAGAUGUAUUGCACUAAUUACAAUUUUAUCAAAAAUAAA
Cyanistes caeruleus (blue tit) is the source of this 2187-nucleotide messenger RNA. RefSeq names its product NIPA magnesium transporter 2 (gene NIPA2). Lineage: Eukaryota; Metazoa; Chordata; Aves; Passeriformes; Paridae. The record is from RefSeq and is a predicted model, not a curated record. Gene Ontology annotation, biological process: magnesium ion transport. Gene Ontology annotation, cellular component: membrane. Gene Ontology annotation, molecular function: magnesium ion transmembrane transporter activity.